CGGUUCGCGAUUGCGCCAACUGGAAGAGGAUGUUGUUAGCAGGCAGUGUAGAUGCACAGCCUUUUCACAACAAUAACAUCAACUAAUAUUUGCAUCUUUACAUCCCCGGACUGUGGAUUACACUUUGUCAACCUCUUCGGAUCCGGAUAUUGGAUAACAAACCUUACAUUUACACAUAUUUGAAGUUCUGUUUUCUUUAGACAAUGGAACAGGAUGGGUUUGCAGGUCUACUGGACUGUUUUUUCGCUAAAGCAGAAAAAAGAGUCUUUCCUUGCCAGCUAGGCCGCAGAAGAUUUUUGUCACGAUGAACAAGAGUCGACUGGUGGUAGAAUAUUGGAUUACUUGUCUAUACGUCUAUAGUUUGCAGCUGCUUUGGAACAUAAGCGUUUAUAGCGAUAUUAUCGUUCUUUUCUGCCGUUUUAGUUUGAGCCGACAACUGAAGCUAACGAGCCCGUUAGCUUCUCAACCUUGAGUGGCUGUCUAGUCCCAGUAGGUAGCUGGCUAGCUAGCGCUCUCUUAGCAACCUAAGCAAUUGGGGUUAAACUUUUCGUUGGGCUCUACGUUCACCAGAGGGUUCCCCCAAGGAUUUUGGCUCCACCAUUUGUUUUUAUUUUUUUCGAGGUUGCUUCUGGAUGAAUGUGGAACAAAAUGGAGACGCCGACGAUUGUGUACGAUUUGGAUACCUCUGGAGGCUUGAUGGAGCAAAUCCAAACUCUGUUGGCACCUCCGAAGUCAGAAGAUGUUGAGAAAAAGAGUCGGAAGCUUGUAAGAGACGUUCGGAGAAGCGGUAGGGCCACAAACCACGACACCUGCGAUAGCUGCCGUGAGGGGGGAGAUCUGCUGUGCUGCGACCACUGUCCAGCUGCUUUUCAUUUACAGUGCUGCAACCCACCACUUAGUGAAGAAAUGCUUCCUCCUGGGGAAUGGAUGUGUCAUCGCUGUAAUGUGAGAAAAAAGAAGAGGGAGCAGAAGCCUGAGCAAACAAAUGGCUUCCCAGAACGAUCUUCAACUAAGCGUUCCACUUCUCCGAUGGGAGAACUUGAGCUGAACACCGGCCCGUUGAGACUUGACGGCCUGCCUCCAGGGGCAGGGGCUGCCGGUCCUGGUUUACGAGUGGCUCAAGUUCGUCUCCUGGAACGCAGGACAAGCAGCAGGCCGAGCAGUCGUCCCGGGACACCGACAUCCAACACUUCAUCCACCCCGACCCCAUCAGAGGAGCAAAACGAUGGAGAGGAGGAGGCAGCUGAACCUGAGGAUGAUGUCCAGGCAGUUGAACCUGAUGGUGCGACGCUGUCUGUGCCGCCACCGCGUCUGCUCAAGAGACCCUUUCAGCUCCUUAUUGCUGCAGCCAUGGAGAGAAAUCCCACACAGUUCCAGCUGCCCAGUGAGCUCACGUGCACUACUGCACUACCAGGCAGCAGUAAACGAAGGAGAAAAGAGGAGCUGCUGGGUAAGCCGUUCAGGAGACCCCAGCACGAACUGGAUCCCAAUGGCCUGGUUCCUCUACCUGUCAAAGUCUGUUUUUCAUGCAAUAGGAGUUGCAGAUUGGCUCCGCUGAUCCAGUGUGAUUAUUGUCCACUUCUUUUCCACAUGGACUGUCUGGACCCCCCACUGACAGCUUUACCUGCUGGCAAGUGGAUGUGUCCAAACCACGUUGAGCAUUUAGUGCUGAACCAGAGAACCCUUAGCUUGUCAAGCCGCUGUCAGCUCUUUGACCAAUUCCAGGACAGGAUAUCUCAGCAUGCUGUCAGGUUGAACUUUCUUCGUAGAGUCCAUCGACAGAAUGCUCCCAAUAGGCGGUCCUCUUACCAGAAAAAGAAAACAAUAAAGGUGCCAGAUGCAAUCAAGUCUCAGUACCAGAAUCCUCCCCCCAUGCUGCAUCCUGCAGGGGUGCAUGAGAUGGAGUUGGUCUGUAGCAGACUACCCGGCCUCCUUCCAUCGAAGCACCUAACAACCGAGAUUGAGCAAGAGGAGUGGCUUCAGGACAUCAUUGCACUCCAAUGUAGCAUCAUGAGACACUUAUCCAUUAAUCAGAAGGUCAGAUCUGCUGCAUCCACAGAAAGUCCGGCCAAAUUUGAGAGUAAAAAAACAUGUAUUGCAUCAGAAGAUAUCAAAAUUCAGGCCAGUGAAGAAAGAACCUCCCAUGAUCCAUGCUCUAAGCCCUGCGUCAUGCCCGAGUCCCCAGAAGGAGCCUUUAUAUCCAGGAGCACAACAGCAGAGCUGGGAGUUUGUAAGUGCAGCUUGGCACCUUGUCCGAAAUGUAGGAAACCGAAUGGACCUCUGGCAGAGCUUCAGCCCUCAAGAGCCAAUGGACCCCUAGACUGUAAGGCCGCCUCAGACCCCUGCAAGCUGCCUGACCUUCAACACAGACUAAAAACUAAUACAAAACCAUCCUUGGAGACAGAUAUUCCUUCAGCGACAAUGAACCACAUAGGAACGGAAACGGUUAAAAAAGAUCCAGAGAGUUCAACUAAAGCCUUCAUUCAGAAGAACUGCCCCACAGGCCCAACAGUUUGGCCACUCAACACCCAGCAGAACUACAGGAGCCAGACGGAGCUUCAGGAGCACUGUUUGAGCAGCGAUGAAAAACCGCCGGCCUGCAUCACCAGCGACUCCUCGCCAGACUCGCCACCAAAAGUCACCGAUAAGCCCAACUCCACUAAACAGGGACAAUUAUCGCUGCCACCAGAUGUAAAAGUUGGUUCUGGAUUGAUGGACUCAUUGGUGCCCAGUACACUCUCUUCUCACUCAAACCUUUCCACGUUCAUAAACAGUGCAAGAGACGUAGCAGGGAUUGAGCUGGACAAGUUGGAUGCAGAAAUGAUUAAGCUCCUGGCCUACCAAAGGAUCCAACAGCUCUUCCCCCCCAAAGUUCUCAGCCCACCUCCUCCUCCAGCCUCAAGCACUUCCUCAAAAAUCCCUCCCCCGCACCAUGACGGUCAGAGAAAGGUGAAGGCACGAGCUGUUUUCUAUCCUCUGGCGGGAAGAGGAGAGACUGUAAACAUGUGCUACAGGACAUUGUACAUAGGAUCUGGUGCCGACAUGGAUGUGUGCCUUACGAACUACGGUCACUGCAACUUCAUAUCGGGAAAACACGCCUGUAUUUUCUACGAUGAGAAUACAAAGCACUAUGAGCUCCUCAACUACAGCGAACAUGGUACAACAGUGGAUAAUGUCCUUUACUCGUGUGAUUUCUCUGAGAAGGCCUCUCCGCCCCCACCCAGCAGCCUUGUAGCCAGGGUCCAAGGAAUAAUCCGUCGCAGCAAGAAAAGAGAGGAUGACAAGGCGGUUGGUUUUAUGCCAGCUGGGGGAGUGAUGAGCAGUCAGCCUCGGGGCGGUGUGGAGUCGGCAUGCAGCUGUAAAGUUAGCAGUUCCAGCCUCAUAGGUGGCAGCGGUGCAGGCUGGGAGGGGACGGCUCUCCUGCACCAUGGAAGUUACAUUAAACUCGGCUGCCUUCAAUUCGUCUUCAGCAUCACAGAGUAUGCUGACGAACUGCCAAAGGAGGAGAACGCUGUUCUUCACCCUUCCUGGUGCACAAGUUCCACCUUGAGCAGUGAUGGUAUGACCAGCUCUGCUUCUGCCUCCACCUCCACACCCCCACCACCCACCGCUGCCAUGGUAAGCAGCCCCUCCAGCCAGGAUGAGGCAGACACCAAGUCUGCUACUCCCCACCAAGUGCCCGUGCUGCGCUUCAACUCCGUUCCAUAACAUGUACGGGACAUGUGUUCUUCUGUUUUAUUUUGCACCUUCAGUGUCACAAAAAGGAGAAAACUACAUUGCAGGACGGUCAGCCGUAAAAGCCGCAUCCCCCCAUUUCAAAUUGUUUAUAUUUGCAUGAACUUGAAGUGUUAUUGACAAUCCCUUCUGUUUGAGAAUGACUGACAGUAACUUUGUUUUCACUUGAGACUGUUAGUACCUUGGGAAAAGAUUUACUUGAGCUUAUUUACUUUUUACAUUAUAUAUUAGUUAUUUGUAAUAUAACCUUGCUGUGUCAGUCAAAAUCAUUUAGCUGUAAACCUUUUGCUAGUAUUCCAUGUGUUGUUUUUGUUAUGUUUGUUUUGCUGCUUUUGCACCACAGGUAGUUAUAAAUUUAUGUAAACAUACAUGCUUACACACUAUGUAAACAUACUGUAAAUGUAGAGGAUUCAGUGUUCCCCAGUUAGAGGAACUUUGAAACCAUGUAGAUUUACCAUGUUUUUUUGUUUUUUUUACUGUACAGUCCAUGAAAAUUGAGAUAACGUGUAGACUACCUUUAGUUUUGUGAUACAACUUGUUCUUAUGUACUUUCUGCUCUUGUUCAUCUGUCAAUACCAUAUAGUUUUAGCACUCAUUUUAACAUCAUGUGUUGCUCUGUAUAUAUAUAUGCAUUCUUGGUCUAUAUUGGCUUGUCUGUUAAAAAAAACUGUAAAUACAGAAAGAUUUUUUAACAACCA
Molecule: messenger RNA, 4433 nt
Organism: Cyprinodon tularosa
Lineage: Eukaryota; Metazoa; Chordata; Actinopteri; Cyprinodontiformes; Cyprinodontidae
Gene: phf12b
Product: PHD finger protein 12b
Exons: 15
Coding region: 637-3708 (1023 amino acids)
Biological process (GO): negative regulation of transcription by RNA polymerase II
Cellular component (GO): Sin3-type complex; nucleus
Molecular function (GO): transcription corepressor activity; protein binding
Source: RefSeq, a predicted model, not a curated record